AUGGUGAAUGUGGUGCGGAGCAGAUCUGUGUGUCUGACCCCAGCACCCUGCAAGGCUAGAAAAGGAAGAACCUGUGCAGAAUCCCUGCAGGGAGAGUCAGAUGAUGAAAGGAAACAAGAAAAGCAGGACAAGUCUGACAGUGAGGGAAAUGCACACGGUGAGGGCAAGCCAGAACGCCAAGCCAAGCCAGAGAGCCAGCCAAGGGCUGUUGAAAAGUGCCAGGCUGAAGAUUAUGUGUCUCGGAAAGCAAAGCGCAAAACAGGAGUGGAUGAUUCUCCCAAGGACUACCAGGAGGACUUACAAGAAAGGCACUUGGGCAGUGAGGAGAUGAGUGAAUGUGGAGAUGUGUCAAGGGCUCAGGAAGAGCCAAGGAAAAGCCAGAAAACAAGUGGUUUUCUUUGCAUGCGAGAUGUACAGGAUCCAUUCUCCCAAGGAGCCAAUGGGGUGUCAGGGAGUGGGGGGGGGGGCGGAGGCAGGGGCCAGAGGGGCUUUCGUGAUAUCCCAUAUCUUUAA
Pteronotus mesoamericanus is the source of this 513-nucleotide messenger RNA. It is a transcript of the gene TCEAL3, whose product is annotated as transcription elongation factor A like 3. The record is from RefSeq and is a predicted model, not a curated record. Lineage: Eukaryota; Metazoa; Chordata; Mammalia; Chiroptera; Mormoopidae.